Acanthochromis polyacanthus (spiny chromis) is the source of this 3790-nucleotide messenger RNA. RefSeq lists its product as uncharacterized. The record is from RefSeq and is a predicted model, not a curated record. NCBI's taxonomy places the organism in Eukaryota, Metazoa, Chordata, Actinopteri, Pomacentridae.
CUGCAACCGCCGCUCCUGCAGCCACCUCUCUACCAACUUCCCCUUUGUCUCUCCCCAUUAGCUCAAAUAUUAAAAUACUGUCAAGGCCACAGAAUAAAACAACUUGCACAUUUUGCAAUUUAAUUGUUAGCAAAAAGAACAUAAAAGUACAUAUUCAGAGACGCCACAGAUCAAAUAUUGCUGACAUAACAUCAAGCCACCAUCUUCCAUCCCAGUGUGUUGACUAAAAGAAUGGAAUAUUUGUUGUAAAAAGAACAUUUUCUGGACCAACUGCACCUAUUCACGUUCAGAUUUGUACAUGGGGAGAAAAGCAUAAAGUUCUAUGUGAGGUGGAGCAAUGCAGACGGGCAGGGGAGUUUGCGAGAAGAAGUGGACUAAUGGGAUUUCAGUGUAUGUAUCUGAAAUCCAUAUCUCAUUGUCCCGUUUCGUCAGAUACAGCCACAGCCCUUAAAGAGGAAGUCCUGACAGAUAUGGUUGAACAAAAAUGGAUUUCUGAAAAAACAAAGCAGGUCUGUUUCGCCCACAAACAAGCAGCAGAGUCCGAGGGAUGCUCUCUGAGCGACGAGAUCAGACUCGGCAAAGGAGAAACUAAACUUUAUGUGUCUGUAAAGGAUACAGGCACAUCAUACUACUAUCGGUUAGGGAGAGUAGUGGUGUAUUAUGACAAAAAAAAAAUACUUGGCACUGCCCUCGUGCUAAGCCGAAAAACAGUUGUCUACAUAAGUCAAUUGCGAAAUGGCAUUUGAACCAAACACAUCCUAAACUUUUUCGAAAAGUUAGAUCAACAGACUCUGAUGUGUUUGAUGUUUUUGAAAGUCAUGGAUCUCAGGAUGGACACAGCACAGUGCAACAUUCAGCAUCUGUAUAUCCCCCCGAAGGAGAUGGUCUGAUGGCAAUGAUUAAUUAUUUGCUAAAGAACAAGAAAGUACCAAGUGUCUUGCCAGAUGACGUAUGUGCUCCACCCCACAUCAACACUUUGCCAAAGCACCUAAUCCCAAACGAAACAUUUUGUACGGUGUGUCCGGGAAAGGUGCCUCUUUCUGAACCAAUCCUGGUAUCGCAGAAAGCCAAGAUAGCCACGGUUACAGGUCUAGAAGAAGGUCUGUGUUUGUUAGAGAAACAUCAUAUAAGCAUGAUGUGCUAUUGUCAAAAAUACAAGAUAUCAUGAUCUUUCUCGCAUUUAUUAAAACUGAAACAUUCCAUUAAAAUACUAUAUUUUACGAUUCUUGUACAUUUAAGAGUAAUUUUCUUUAUCAUAGAUGUGUCCACCUAUUGCAAGAGGUGUGCGAUAUGUGGAACAUUCUACCGCUACCAGGAGUGGAGUGAGGGUCUGCACAACUUUGAUGACAGUGUCAUACUGACAUUACAUCUUUGCCUUUUCCUGAGACAGUCUGUGCUGAAUCAUACUGCAGUUGGAAGGGCUCUGGACAUCCUCGAGGAGCUUAAUAAGAAGAAGUAUCCAAACCAUGACUCCAUUCUACAUGGGUAUCUACAUUUUGAGGCACUGACAGAGCAUGACUACAAUUUUUCCUGUGUAAAUUGUGGGGUCCACCCACCUGUCGUUAUAAUGGACCUACACAAUAAAGGAGUUUUUAGUAUGCCAGUGAGUGACAUUGAAGAUCCCUCGCCAGAGUUUGAUGGACAUGUGGAUAUCGAGGCAUUUUGGCACUCAGUUGAGCGAGAGAUUGUUUGCAGGGGUUUUUUAAAAAGUAAUCGUGACAAUCCCUGCAAAGUCUCUCCUUCGUUUGAGAAAUGGGCGCCAUGGGUUGCACCAUGUUCAAGAGCUGGUAUAGCACAGAAUACAGAGUAUGCCAAACUGAUGACCAAGAAGUCUGGGGCAGAACAAGCUGACAUUGAGAUCUCAGAGGAACGUCUCUCAAGUGAACUAAUGAACUUGAAGGUUGACACUUUGAGAAAACUUGUUCGUGAGUGUGGUGUUGACUCAAGGGGAUCAAAAAUGGACCUCCUUAUGCGUUUAAGGGAAGAAAUGAAAUCCAGGAGCACCUAUGACAAAGUUUUCCAAAAAGUCUGGGGUGCAUCAGGUGGCUGAGUCAUCAUGUGCCCUUGUGGCAUUGUGAAUGCAGUGAAAUUCAAUUUAAGAGCAGAAAGCCCCAGAGACUUUGCGGACAUGUUGCUGUCCUUCAAACAUUUCCCGAAUAUUGUUAUUUAUGAUUUUGCACGAGGACUAGUGACCCACACCAACCUACGGGAGCCAGAGAGACUACCCUUCAGCCCACACGAAGGAAGACUGGCGCCAGCCACACCGGAAAACAUUUCAUGUGUCAAGAAUGGAAAAUUGCAAAUCAGUUUGCCUUGGUUGCAGCAAAAAAAAUGUCCACCGGAUCAAAAUGGCCAUCCUGAAACAGGCUCUGCAGAUCACUAUGCACUGUAUGACACUUUUCAUCAAUACAACACAAAAGAUGAAAAGGAUUGCCUAAGAUGCAUUGCCCUAGUACCUGAACUCUGUGGUUGGCUCAAUUCACAAACAGCAGAGCAGCUCUUCUCUGGAAUGCGCAAAAAUAACUACUUCAUGAACUGUCUUUCCCCAUCAAGCCAUUGUUUUCUGAUGCGCAACAUCUUACAUCACCAUAAUGAGAGACUUAAUCAGCAGGCCACCGACAGACUGAAGAAAACCUUUCAUGGAAAUGUCACCCUCAAUUCUGAUGGAAAAGCUGUCCUAGCGAUCUGCACACCACGUCCAUACAGUGCCUCAGCAUCUUCCUCUGACCAUGAAGCUUCCACUGUCUCUGUAAGCUCUACGUCAGCAGCCUCCUCUCUCCUUGCUGCAAACUCUGUGUCUUUGGCAUCAAGACCUUCAAAAUCAGAAGCCGCCAAAAAAUAUCAAGCAAAAGGUGAGGACAGCUUUGACUGUGGAUUGCAUUGUGAAGCUGAAACACAGGCAGGCAACCUCAGACCAUGUCGAGCCUCCUGGACAUUUAGAGACCACCCAGAGUAACAACAAUUGGUUGGUUCAUCACACACAACUGUGUAUGAAAGGAAUCUACCAAAGCUGGACUACAUUCUAGAUGAUAAACGACCAAAAAGUGAGCUUAUCGUCAAAGAUGGGAAAACAUGUCUGACAAGAGAAAAUUUUCUGACUUUGGGGCUUCGGUUGGACAUGGAUUCUGAGAUGGGAAAUGCUUGCCUACGCCUCGUAAAAGAGGUCCUGCAGACACAGGGGAAGUCUGUUCAUGUUCUUGACCUACAUAUUCUGCCAACAUGGCUGCCACCACUAAGCUGCAGCCCUUUACAGUCUUUGCCCGCAAACUCACAAGAAAUGGAUGCCAUUGUCAUUCCUCUCUGGGUUCCUGGACACUUCAUGUUGUGUUGAUCUUGCAAAGCAGCUGGUUCCAGGUCCCUGGAUUGAAAAAACAGGCAAAGACAUAGAGGGGCUUCCGAGACAGACACAUGCAAAUGACUGUGGCAUUUUUAUGAUAAUGGUAAGCUUUCAAACAUGGAACUUUCAAAUUAGCUGAACAUAUUUUCAGUACCUUAACCUGUUUAAUGUUUCUGACACAGUACGCCUGGUACCUCAUUCUUGGUGAUCCAUUUGACUUCACUGUUGUAAGUUGAACCGAUAAUUUGAUCGUUACAGUUCCUGUAAGUUUGACAAACUAGUGUGGAUAUUUAAAGUAGCAGCAACAUACAUGUACAUGAAGUUAAUCAUUGUGGAUUUGUGGAAUGUGCUCUUCCUAUAAGGACGACAUGCCAGUUCUGCGGAGAUGGUGGUGUUCCGUUAUUAUGGAAAACCUAAUCCUGGAAGGGUAUGAUUGAUUUAACCUUUGUUAGA